CGUCAUCUGUAAUUUUGACUCGUUCGACCGGCAACCUGUAGUACAACCACAAGAGAAAGCAACAGCCGGAAAUCUUGCCCAAAAUGUGCCGCCGAAUGUGCAGACUUGCCUCCAUGCUACUGAGUCAUACAGACAAGAGCGCGUUCUACACUUCACCGUGGUUUGCGGACCAGACGCCGUUCCUGGUGUACCGUGGUCUGGCCGCCAUCUUCACCUUCCUGGUGCUGCAGGGUAACAUGGUGGUGCUCAACAUCACCUCAAACUUCGGCUGGUUCUUGAAGUUCACGCACUGGGGGUUCGUGGCCCUGACCGCGCACAUGUGCGUGUCCGCCGCCAUUUGCCUCCGGGAACACGUCAAAGUCGGAAGGGACGGCCACGACGACUUUUUCGACGACUCCGCCCGACUUGAAGACGACGACUUUCAUCGAAACGGACCGAAGAUGGAGCAGGAAUCCUUAAGCCGCCAAUUAAGUAGUAAAAGUAGGCACCACGAACAAAGCAGAAACACGGGACCACUUCCUUGGUACAUGAAGUUAGACUGGGCGCUGUACAACAUCGCAUGCACCCACGCACUGACCAUUUCCACUGUAUAUUACUCCGCCAUGGGUGGAGAUCUCUCCACCAACAGUUGGCUGUUACACAUCAUGAACUCAGUCUUGGUCGUGACGGAGGUCCUUAUCUGUGACAUCCCCUCACGAAUUGCUCACGUCAUCUAUCCGGAGUUGUAUCUAGUGACGUAUGUGCUUUUCGUGUGCUGGGUUUCGUCUUUAGACGGGUUCAGGAAGUACAGCCAGGUGUACGUUUUCCUAGAUUUCGCGGGAAAGACCAAGAGGACCGCUUAUUUGGUUGUGGUAAUGAUCGUUUUCGUGGUGCCCGCUUUUCACGCGAUCGUGUACGUACUGUACAGGUGUAGACUGGCACUUCUGAGGAUGGUGCACGGAGGGGGUUUAAAGGCAGAACCCAAUAUUGGUCAGAAGGACGCUCAGACUCAGACAGAACCGCUGGUUGAACUGGCAACAGUAUAGAAUACGUGGAUAAAUGCCAGGUUUAGAAAUUAUUCUUAGUAUUGCCUGUAACAAAAGCAUAAUCUUACGUAAGUCUUGCUAAAUGUUAUCAUAACUGUACUGACUUAAUGUCAUUUUCCUGAAAU
This is a messenger RNA of Branchiostoma belcheri (Belcher's lancelet), 1150 nucleotides long. Its product is annotated as protein rolling stone-like. The record is from RefSeq and is a predicted model, not a curated record. The transcript has 3 exons. Gene Ontology annotation, cellular component: membrane. Lineage: Eukaryota; Metazoa; Chordata; Leptocardii; Amphioxiformes; Branchiostomatidae. The coding region runs from base 84 to 1025 and encodes 313 amino acids.